AUAUUAUAUAAAGGCUACAGCAUUGGCGUGGAGCAGCAUUGCAAGGGAAAGUUUGAAAAUUCAUGAGAAAUACUUGUCAAUUAUAGAUAUCUUCCUCUCCGCAAGCUUCUGAAACAAUUCCCAGUUCAGCUCCUCCUCUCCUGCAUCGGCAAUUCCUUUGCUUUCAGAAUCGUAAUUGGUGGCAGUGGAUGUGCCGAUGGAUUUGGAGUACGCAACAAGUGCUCAGAUGGACUUGGAAACAGUGGCGAUGGGGAUGGAGAAGCUAAGGGAAUUUUCACAAACACCUGUGCUGCAGUCGCAACAGCUCGGGUACUCCCUCUCGCCGGAGCUCUCCAAUACCGGAGCCUCUUCUUUCCCGACGCAGCUUCUGCUGAACUCCUCGGGCGAGGGGCUCUGCGAGAGGCCGUCGGUGGCGGACAUGCGGGAGAUGAUGUUCCGGAUGGCGGCGCUGCAGCCCAUCCAGAUCGACCCGGAGUCGGUCAAGCCGCCGAAGCGGCGUAACGUGCGGAUAUCGAAGGACCCGCAGAGCGUGGCCGCCCGCCACCGGAGGGAGCGGAUCAGCGAGCGGAUCAGGAUCCUGCAGCAGCUGGUGCCCGGUGGGACCAAGAUGGACACGGCGUCGAUGCUGGAUGAGGCCAUCCACUACAUGAAGUUCCUGAAGAGCCAGGUGCAGUCGCUGGAGCGGGCUGCGGCCGCCGGCCGGACCACGGGCACCGCCGCAGGCUUCGCAAGCGCAGGCUCCUCGCACGUGAGCUACACGUGCUUCGAGGCCCCGGAUUUGGGAGCCCAAUUCCUCUUGAAUAAUUUGUCAGAUAUAAGCUAAUGGGCCCCAGCCCAAUCCGUCAUUGCUUACAUACUAUUGGAUCCGGGGGUGAAAUUAGUAGGUGUUAGAUGUUUAUCGUUGAGUUUAU
Molecule: messenger RNA, 911 nt
Organism: Zingiber officinale
Lineage: Eukaryota; Viridiplantae; Streptophyta; Magnoliopsida; Zingiberales; Zingiberaceae
Product: transcription factor HEC2-like
Exons: 1
Coding region: 197-823 (208 amino acids)
Biological process (GO): regulation of DNA-templated transcription
Molecular function (GO): protein dimerization activity; DNA-binding transcription factor activity
Source: RefSeq, a predicted model, not a curated record